AGCACCCCAUGGAGCCCGCAGUACCAGGAUUGUGUGAGCUGCUCUGACUACUACAUGUGUUACAGUAUGUUACGAUAUCCCCUGGUUUUUCCUUUUAACGUUUCAGUGACUGUAAUAUUCGGACAUACUUCGAUACGCCUCCUACGUAGUGGAGGCGAAUGUUACUUGUUAUGUAAGUGUAGGCUUACGUAAUGUAGAACGACCUGGAGACAAGUGAGAGAUAUUGCUCUGACCUUAGGUUUGUUCGGCCAAGAAUGGCGACAAACUAACGUCAGCACGCGCUCCCUAUCACGGCGUUUGAGAGAAAAAUUAUCCAUCAAAUACGACCUCACUGCCUGAAGUUUGCAGACACUUAUGUUACUCAUUUUCGUUCGAGGAUAUGUAUGGGCUGGGUGAUCUGAGAUUCCUUGGUGAUGCUCAAAGCGACCCAUUGUACUGACAGCCUCCACAUAUUUGACACCGGCAGGUACAUGUAACGGCACCAGGUUUUAAUUUGAGCGCACACAGACGUUAGUUUGGGGAAAUUCUUGGCCGAACAAAAUUUUGUCAAACCUGACGCCAGAGCAAUCUCAGACCAGGUGUAGUCAACACUGAGAACGGAGUUGUAAGAACAUGGAUAUAUCCAACAUGGAUGAGGGUGAAUCUAAGUGUCAAAGUACCCGGCGUAAACCACCGACCUUUGGCAAGCCAAUGACGAAUUUGUGAUGUACAGAUAGGCACACCAUACUGGUGGAUGACAAGUGGUCUUAGCGAACGUUAGACAGCGCGAACAGCCAGACAAGCGUCGUUGACCGCGUUUCCAGUGUUGUCCUCAAGGACUCCGUGUCUAAGACCGGGACUGAAGCUGUACUUUGUGCGCUCUAGCGAGUUAAAGACAAGGGUCAUAACCAUACGAUCCCACCACACGCUGGCGAUGGUUUAUACAGUUUGUAAUGGCGGUCUCCUAAUGAUGCUAGCAGAAAAAUGAAGUUAAGCAGAUUAGUAGACCUACUAACGUCGUGUAGUGCUGAAUGGAACUUGGGUACAUUUUUAAGCAUUAUCUAUCUAUGUCAGUGGAAUUAAACGGUGAGUGUGUCUUCGGUUUGCCUUGAACAGAUGAGUUUAGAGAACCAGGCAUGUCAAUUACACAUAACUCCUCCUACCACAAGGCGGGUUCAAAAUAUGACGUCACUGCGAAUUGGCAUACCAAGCCCCGCCCUUACUGAUUGAGUAGUGAUUUAGUUCAUGCAAUUUACAGUCAUGAUCUGCUGAAAGUGCAUUUGUACAUAACAGAAACUAAUUUUUCACACUUUGGCGAGAACAUAAGGAAUUCACUCCAUCAGCUGAUGUCCUUGUAUUGAGGUGACCUGAUUUUAUCAGGUCACAGGCUGUCAAUCAAAAUGAUUAUGAGGUCAACAAGCCACGAGGUUUUAAGCGGCCAAAACAGGUACAAACUGAACGAAGGCAACCAACACUUCGCUUGUUUUGUGUAUAAAUAGAGAACUAAAUCUGUAAACUUAAAUCUGGAAGCAGAAUCGCUCGAAAAGUUUGACGGGAGUAGACUUGUUUACGGAGACCACAAUGUCAGCCGAGGCUCUGUCCCAUCAUCUGGCCCACAGUGUGUCACUGGUGGAUCCAUCGGAGUACCGACCCGAGUACAAGAAAACUGAAGACUUUCGGAACUUCGCCGUGGGUAUCACACCGGGCCAUGUCGUGAGAAAUUACAGACGAAUGCAUCGCAAACAGACGCUUCAGUUCGCCAGUGAGAAAAAGAAGGAAUGGUGUCGACUUAACCACGCCGAGUUGACCAUCAUGGAAGCUUUAGAAUCUCUGAACGCCCUUGUUGACGAGAGUGACCCGGAUGUAGAUUUACCGAAUGCAUUCCACGCUUUUCAGACGGCCGAAGGAAUCCGCGCGAAACAUCCGGACAAAGACUGGCUGCAACUGACAGGACUUAUACACGAUAUCGGGAAAAUGAUGGCUUUGUGGGGCGAACCGCAAUGGGCCGUGGUCGGGGAUACGUACCCCGUGGGUUGUGCCCCUUCUGACACUAUCGUUUUCGGGAGGGAAAGUUUCGCCGGGAAUCCGGACUUGGACAAUGACAAGUUAAACACAAGGCUUGGAAUCUACGAGGAAAACUGUGGACUCUCUGACGUCACGAUGACGUGGGGACAUGACGAGUACAUGUACCACGUGAUGCGACAGAACACGUGCCAUUUACCGGAAGAGGCCUACUAUAUCGUUCGAUUUCACUCAUUUUACCCCUGGCACACUUCCGGUGCAUACGACUACCUGUGUAACAACAAAGACAGACACAUGCUGAGCUGGGUUUUGGAGUUUAACAAGUUUGAUCUGUACACCAAAUGUCCCCAUGUACCUGAAUUGGACGAACUAAUUCCGUACUAUCAGGGACUCAUAGAUAAAUAUCUGCCGGGAAAACUCAGGUUUUGAACUUCGAUAUAUUAUGACGACCAGCUUGAAAGUACAUGUAUUUGAUUGCAUGGCAUACUGGAAAGAUUUGACCAUUUACCGCUGUAAAAAAUAACAUCUGUCGUUUUAUCUGAACGGGCUUAAAAUUAAUGCUGGACGAUUUGUUGUCGCGGACGCUUGGGUGGGUUGAUUACAUUUGCACUAAUGUACUGUCAUUAAUAAUAUGUUAAUGGCUGACUCAUUCUUUACAUGCACAUGGUACACCUUCUACAGGUUUAUGCACUGUUCAUUGGAAACGUCACAAAGACACGUUUUAUAUUAAAUACGUGGUCAAUAAAUAUAAAUUUAUACAUGGUUUAUAAAUGCAUUGUUCGCUAAAAACAUAUUUAUUCUGAACAUUUUGAUGCAUUUUCCUUUUAAAAUGGUUUAAUUUUAACCAGAUGUUGAAGCAUGUGUAAUAAAAUAUAUACAUGUCUGUUG
Molecule: messenger RNA, 2889 nt
Organism: Liolophura sinensis
Lineage: Eukaryota; Metazoa; Mollusca; Polyplacophora; Chitonida; Chitonidae
Product: inositol oxygenase-like
Exons: 3
Coding region: 1561-2430 (289 amino acids)
Biological process (GO): inositol catabolic process
Cellular component (GO): cytoplasm
Molecular function (GO): inositol oxygenase activity; iron ion binding
Source: RefSeq, a predicted model, not a curated record